AUGUCGGAGCAAGCAAGAACUAAGAUAGAAAUCCAGAAUAAUGUCGUCAUUCGCAUUCAUUAUGAGCAAAUGCAACAGCCAUGUGAUCUUGCUACAAUUCUAGAAGAAGGGCUUUUUGUAGAUGCUUCAUCAGAGGAUGAGUACAUGAACCAGGAGACAUUGACACAAAGAUUGCUAACCCAACUAGAUAAAUUGCAAGGAACAAAUUGCAGUCAACAAGUACCCUGCUCAAUUGACAACAAUAAAUAUGGCUUAUCAAACAAAGACAUGUCUCACCCUACUUUUCUUCAGGAGGCAGUUUUUAUGCCUAAUGAGUUUCCGUCAUUUGGUGCAUUCACUGAUAUGAACGUGUUGCCUAACUACUGUGCUUAUGGUGGGUCAAGCAAUCUAAACACUAGCUUCCAAUCACCGAAUUCCCUUUUUCAGCUACAACAUGCAAAUGAUGCUAUGCUAUCUGAGAUGGAUCUGAUACAAUAUGGAGAUUGUUUGGGGUCUAACCAGAAAAAUGAAUCUAUGGCUUUCUUCACUACAAUGGGAAAUUCACAACAGAGUGAAUCUUUGAAUUUGUUGAUGCCUCAAAAUGUCUCAAGGGAAAUUUCUGAUGUCCCUAAUCUAUCUCCUAACAUGAACUCUAAUUGGCAAAGUUCAAGUGUUGGGAAUUUGUGGCAAGAUCAAACUAAGUGGGAUUUUCUAUCGGAUUUCAAACAUUUAGAGCAGCCAUAUGAUCAUUGCAGUAAUGCUUCUAUGGUCAAGACAGGAUCAUGCUUUGUGGAUCAAGGUGCAAAUUGUUAUCCACUGUUAGGACUGUUGAAGCAAACUCAUCUUCCUACAAAAAAUCACUAUGGGGAGAAACAAUUAUUGUGUGCCAACAGUAAUCUCAAGUCUAAUAAAAGAGAUACUUAUGACUCUUCUGGUGAAUUUGAAGGCAUGCUACCAUCGAAGAAAAGAGUUAAAACGGAUCCUGCAUUUGGUGUCUCUUCAAUCAAUAAUUUUACUUAUAACUUACCUGCUCCUGAGAUGGUUCAACCUUGCAUUCUGGAAGAAACUCCAGUAUUGAACAAACAGCCACUCUCUCCCCUCGAUGAAAUUUUGCAGCUUUAUUAUGAUACUUUUUCACAGCCAACACAAGAUUCCACUAGCAUUAGUGAGGUAAAGAACAAGGUGAUUGAUGAAACAUUUGGAGACACUUUCAAAAGUGAAAUUGUUAUGGCUGAAAACAUUGAUGCUGGUCAAAUAUCAAAGGAGACACACCCAAAAAGCCAUCAUGUUACAGCCAACAACAAAUCAAAGCAAGAUGUUAAAAUAUUGAACUCCAAUGCGCAUACUCUUUGCAAUGAUCCUAGUUCUCUAUCUGAUAUAGAGGAUGUGAUGGGAAAAAAUGAGUCCAAGAAUGAAAAAAUUCUAUGUGAAGGACAUAAAGGUACUCAUGUAUCGCCUGAGAUGGUUCAACCUUGCACUCUGGAAGGAAUUUCAGUAUUGAACAAACAACCACAGUCUCCCCUCUCUGAAUUUAUACAGCUUCAUAUGGAACAAUUUCCACAUCCAACACAAGAUUCCACUAGCAUUAGUGAGGUAAAGAACAUGGUGAUUGAUGAAACAUUUGGAGACACUUUCAAGAGUGAAAUUGUUAUGGCUGAAAACAUUGAUGCUGGUCAAAUAUCAAAGGAGUCACACCCCAAAAGUCAUCAUGUUAUAGCCAACAAGAAAUCAAAGGAAGAUGUUAAAAUAUUGAACUCCAGUAUGCAUACUCUUUGCAAUGAUCCUAGUUCUCUAUCUGAUAUAAAGGAUGUGAUGGGAAAAAAUGAGUUCAAGAAUGAAAUUUUUCUAUGUGAAGGACAUAAAGGUACUCAUGUAUCGGAGGAGCCACACUCCAAAAGCCAUCAAGUGAUCACCAUCAGUAACAACUCCAGUGCUCAUACUCCGCGCAAUGAUUAUGGUGCUAUCGCGAAGAUUAGAAUUGAGAUUGAGAAAAUGGUCACAAAUGAAGUUGAAGAGCAAGAAGAUGAACCAGAGAAGGAAACAAACUCGUCUAAUUCAACAGUUUGUGGGGUUUCCUUAACUGAUUUUCUGAUGUGUGAUCAAAUAAGAGAACACAUUAUGAGUUUUGGGCAACAUUUUGGUCAGGAAGAAAUUUCUGACAACACAUGUCAAUUAUGUGGAAUGGAUGAACUGUCAUUUGCACCACUACCAAUCUAUUUCCUAACUUGUGGUGUCUGCAUAAAGAGAAAUGCAAACUACUACUACUGUAAAACUGCAGAAGAAUUUGAUAUAGACAAUUGCUUUUGCACCACUUGCUAUAAAAAAUCUAGACGUAAGACAAUCGCAUUCAAAGGGACAUCUAUUUCCAAGACAUUCUUUGAUAGAAAGACAAAUUAUGAAAUAAUGAACGAACCAUGGGUUCAAUGCGAUAAAUGCAAAAGAUGGAAACAUCAAAUAUGUGCACUCUAUAACACUACUACAGAUAUGGAAGGAAAUUCUGAGUAUAUGUGCCCCAUGUGUUGCUUAAAUGAAACUGAGAAUGGAAUGCGUGAACCUUUGAGAAAGACUAAUAUUUUUGGUGCUAAGGACUUGCCAAGGACCAUGCUCAGUGAACAUAUAGAACAAAGACUUUUAAAGCGCCUUGAGCAAGAGAGAGCUGACAUGGAAAAAUUUGAAGGGAAAAAUCUUGAUGAGGUUUUAGUAGCAGAAAAUUUGUGUGUUAGAGUGGUGUCAUCCUCUAACAAACAAUUGAAAGUGGAGAAGCAGUUUCUGGACAUCUUUUCUACGGGGAACGACCCUACUGAGUUCAAUUAUGUAACAAAAGCUAUUUUUUUGUUUCAAAAGAUUGAAGGAGUAGACGUUUGCCUUUUUAGCAUGUAUGUCCAGGAGUUUGGCUCAGACUUUAGACAUCAAAAUCAGCGUUGUGUAUAUAUUUCAUAUCUUGAUUCUGUGAAGUAUUUGAGGCCCCAAAGACAGGCUGCGACUAGAGAAGCUCUUCGUACCUUUAUUUACCAUGAGAUAUUGAUUGGAUACCUUGAUUAUUGCAAGAAACGAGGUUUUGCAACUUGCUACAUAUGGUCUUGUCCGCCUACGAAGGGGGAUGAUUAUAUACUAUAUUGCCACCCUAUAACUCAAAAGACUCCAAAGAAUGAUCAUCUACGACACUGGUAUAAUUCAAUGCUGAGAAAGGCUUCAGAAGAAAAUAUCGCAAUUGGUUUGACUAAUAUGUAUGAUGAAUUCUUUGAUACAAGUGGGAAAUGUGACUCCAAGUCCAAGGUAACAGCUACUUGUUUGCCAUACUUUUAUGAAGACUACUGGUCUGGAGCUGCUAUCAAUAUAGUCAAAAAAAUUGAAGAGACCGGAGGAAAAAAUGAUGUAAGAAAGGUAAAGAAAGGAGUGAAGAAAAGAACUUCCGAACUUACAAAUCCUCCAAAACGCUCCAGAGACGUUCAAGUGAUGCAAGAGUUGGGCAAAAAAAUAUCACCUCACAAGGAAGAUUUCAUUAUCGUCCAGUUGCAGUAUGCAUGCAUCAAUUGCAAUGAAGUGAUAGUGUCCGGAAAGUGUUGGUUCUGCAGGGAGUGCAAGAUAUUCCAGGAGUGUGAAAGAUGUCAUUCUGCUGACAUACACAUUUCUAGUAGUGGGGAGAAGCAUACACUCUGUCAGGUUCUUGUGAAUGAUAUCCCUCUCCAUACUAAGGAGAAUGAUAUCAUUCUUGAUAAUGGAUUACUUGACACUAGGGAUAAAUUCUUGAGCUUCUGCCAGAGGAAUCAUUUUCAGUUUGAUACACUCCGCCAUGCUAAGCAUUCCUCAAUUAUGAUCCUUCAUCAUCUUAAGAAUACUACUGUGCUGACAGUCAGAAAAACAUGUAGUAUUUGUUGUAAAGACAAUGAGUUCCAAAUGAGUUGGCAAUGUAAGAUAUGUUCAUUCACCAUCUGCUCAGCCUGCUAUAAGGAUAGAGGUGCAUCUUUUCAUGAGCACAAGUUGAAUCAAUGUUCUUCAAGGGAACUUUGCCGGCCAGAAUUAAGAGUUGAAGCAGAAAUUUGAAGUGGUAUGAACUUGGAAUGGAUUCUCUGGCUUUAUAAAUGACAUCUAUAAUACAAAUGAUUGUGAUGUUUUUGCUUCGUAUAUAUUUUUCUCCUGAUAGUUAUGUUAAGCUUGAAAGGUGUUAUUUUGUGCAUUGUAAUGUGCAGUAUAUAUCCCUUUUCCCAACAAUUGAUUGCAUAGGUAGUCUCAUCUUUUCUUUAUUAUGUUCUUACUUCAGGUUUUGAUGUUCAUGCCAGAUUGUCUGGCUAUCUUCCUGUAGUAAGUUUGUGUAAUUUUAUCGUGUUAGA
Molecule: messenger RNA, 4310 nt
Organism: Gastrolobium bilobum
Lineage: Eukaryota; Viridiplantae; Streptophyta; Magnoliopsida; Fabales; Fabaceae
Exons: 13
Coding region: 1-4023 (1340 amino acids)
Biological process (GO): positive regulation of transcription by RNA polymerase II
Cellular component (GO): transcription regulator complex; histone acetyltransferase complex
Molecular function (GO): transcription coactivator activity; histone acetyltransferase activity; chromatin DNA binding
Source: RefSeq, a predicted model, not a curated record